GAUGGAGAAUGGAAGGACAUUCCAGAUAUAAACAAAGGUUUAAAUCUCAGAGAAGGAGACAUCAUGAUGCCUAAUCAAAGGAGCGCCAUUCUUGGGAAUCGGUGGAAUAUUCCCGUCCCCUAUGAGCUGAAUGUGAAUCUCAGUGUGAACUAUAAAGGAGUUAUUUUGAGAGCCUUUGAGCAGUUCAGACUGAAAACAUGUAUUGACUUUAAGCCCAGAGCAGCAGGAGACAUUUCUUACAUCUCUGUGGAGAGUCGUGAAGGGUGUUGGUCAUAUGUCGGUCGCACAUCUCCUGGAGCUCAGACUCUUUCCAUUGGAAAUGGCUGUGGAUUUAAAGCCAUUGUUGAGCAUGAGUUUCUCCAUGCACUGGGAUUUUGGCAUGAGCAGUCAAGAUAUGACAGAGAUGAUUAUGUGACCAUUCACUUUGAAAACAUCAUUACAGUGCAUGAGCACAAUUUCAAUAAAUACAGUGUGAACCAGACCACCACCCAAGACACCCCAUAUGACUUCUCUUCUGUGAUGCAUUAUCAUAAAAAUGCCUUCAGCAAUGGUAAUGGAUCCACAAUCAUUACCAAGCGUCCUGAGUUCCAAGAUGUGAUUGGUCAACGCUUGGACAUGAGUGAAUAUGAUGUGAUUGAACUCAACAAACUCUAUAAAUGCAAUUCAUCCAUCUCUUUCCUUGAUCACUGUAGUUUUGAUGAUGAAUCUCUGUGUCAGAUGAGCAACUAUUCUGCUGCUGAUUAUGGCUGGCAGAAAGUGAAGUCAGUGAGUGGCAUUAAUGUGACUGACCACACAUACUUGGGCAAAGAACAAAAUAUUUCACACAUCUGUACACCUGUUUUAAUGUCUGCAGGGACGUCUUUCUUCAUGCACUUCAGCACUAAAGGGAGAAACGAGGGGUACACAGCCAGAAUGGAGAGCAAGACAAUGACCCCUAAAAGAGACUGCAAAGUCCAGUGCCUGCAGUUCUACUACUAUCACAGUGGUCAUGAGUCUGAUCAGCUCAACAUCUGGAUCCGAGAGUACCAGAAUGAAACAGACAGCAGAGGAACUCUCAGAAUUAUGGAUCAGAUCACAGGACCCCCUGGUAAUUACUGGAAGCUGCAUCAUGUGCCACUGAAUGCAAAUAAAACCUUCAAAGUUGUAUUUGAAGCCCGUAAAGGAGCUGGAAACUGCAGUGGAGGAUUUUCACUGGAUGAUAUCAAUAUUUCAGAGACUAAGUGUCCCCACACAUGGCAGAUAAGAGAUUUUAAGAAGAUUCUGGACAACAGUGUGUCUAACACUGUGAUGUACAGUCCAUUGUAUUACUCCAGUGAUGGUUAUCGAUUUCAGGCUGGCUUAAGGGUGUAUCAGACUUACUUUUCAAUAUAUGUUCGUCUGAUAUCUGGUGCAUAUGAUGACCAGUUGCAGUGGCCUUGUCCAUGGAGACAAAUAACCUUCCAGAUGUUUGACCAGAAUCCACACAUACAGAAGCGCAUGUCCUCUGAGAAAAGCUUCACAACUGACCCUACUUUGGUUUCUUCCGAUGGAAGAAAACAGUGGGACAAUCCUCGAAAUACUGGCACUAAAGCUGUCAUUGGCAAUGAGACUGUAUAUGUGGGUAUUUUUGGGGGCUAUGAAUAUUCCGUAAUGAAAGAAGAUCUCACUAGAAGAGAGUUUAUCAAGGGUGGUGACAUCAUAUUUCUCUUCAGCAUGCAAGAUAUCUCAGGACUUCUUCAGAAGGAGUCUUUACAAAAUGCUUCAAGUGCCAAGACGGCUUCCUCUCUAAUCACCUUGGUGGUUUGCUUUGUUUUGCUAUUGAGUUAAUCAUGAGAAAUCACUAUUAUCAGCCCUAUAUAUCUGACUACACAAGAAUUCAGUGCCAAAGAACUGCAUCUGUCUUCACCUUUCUGGUACAUAAGUAUGAUCAUUAAA
This is a messenger RNA of Labeo rohita (rohu), 1914 nucleotides long. Its product is annotated as meprin A subunit beta-like. NCBI's taxonomy places the organism in Eukaryota, Metazoa, Chordata, Actinopteri, Cypriniformes, Cyprinidae. Bases 64 to 1806 code for a protein of 580 amino acids. The transcript is spliced from 12 exons. Gene Ontology annotation, cellular component: membrane. Gene Ontology annotation, biological process: proteolysis. The record is from RefSeq and is a predicted model, not a curated record. Gene Ontology annotation, molecular function: metalloendopeptidase activity; protein binding; zinc ion binding.